Messenger RNA from Cydia pomonella (codling moth), 6726 nucleotides. RefSeq names its product fibroblast growth factor 22 (gene bnl). Gene Ontology annotation, cellular component: cytoplasm. Lineage: Eukaryota; Metazoa; Arthropoda; Insecta; Lepidoptera; Tortricidae. Gene Ontology annotation, molecular function: fibroblast growth factor receptor binding; growth factor activity. The transcript is spliced from 5 exons. Gene Ontology annotation, biological process: regulation of cell migration; positive regulation of protein phosphorylation; positive regulation of cell population proliferation. Bases 1041 to 1847 code for a protein of 268 amino acids. The record is from RefSeq and is a predicted model, not a curated record.
UCACAGUACGUCAUACUAGUAGCUAGUAGUAAAGGUAAUACUGCUUCACAGUUUUUGGCGAAACAUUAGAUUAAGGUAUUGUAAUUUUUGUUAAAUCUUAAAUAAAAAAAGAAAACUUGCUUUAUCAAAAUUGCGGGUUCUCAAUUUUGAUUUAGCACUUCAACUAUAACACAACCACUGCUCUAUUAAAAGAGCUAACAGUCCUUGCGAAAAGCACCAUCGUAGAGGACAUGAAGAAGCAUAUAUUUUUAUAGGUCUUGUAUGUCUUCUAACCCUUCUCGCUGUUUCAGGGGUUUAAUCGGUGACCGCACAUUGAGUUGUUCAGCCCUAAUGGGUCCAAGUUUUAGAAGUCGUGAAUAUUCUGACCCUACGCGCUGACGCUACGGAGACGUUCUACGUCCGAAGACGUUUAAACUGUAUCGCCCGCUCCAGAUAGUCGAGCCGCGACACCGGCAGUAUCGCGCGAGACCCCGGCUCGACCGGUCACGCCAUGCGGCGACCCCACGCGCGCUAAAACUCGCUACCGAUCCAAUAAAAUAGCUAGGUGGUCGCUGAGAAAUGUUACUAGUAUCCAUUACUUCCCCGUGCGAUUUCGUUUUGCCAAUGCAGUGUUAGAUACUAACCACAAGUGAACCCGAUCUCGGUAACAGUACGAAAGUAUCGGUGUUAGGAAACACCGCGGUUUAGAAGAAUACCUAGUGUGUGGACAUUCGAAAGUGUACGGUUACUGCUGACCCUACCGGACUGUUGAUACAGAUCAUGUGAACGGCCGCAAGCUGGCACGUUUGCGGUGGCGAGUAAACCGAGACACCGAAAGUAUCACAAUACUGCGACCACGUUACUAAAUAUGACUGCAUUCACAUGUCACAACCGAAAUCGAAAGCGCACAAGAGAUUGCAGUUAAUUUGAAAGUCUAAGGCCCCACGUUGGGCGCCCGAAAAAACCCUACAAAAGGGAAGAUUGUAUUGGAACUGCGUGCGGGUUAUGAGUGGUCGUGAGCAGUGACGGCGCCCGGGCGGCGGCCAUGGGCGCGGCGCGCGAUGCGCCCGCGCACGCUGCGGCUGCUCCUGGCGGCGCUGGCGCUGGCCACGUGCGCCGCGGCCCCCGCGCCGGAGCGCGCGCAGCGCUCGGCGAACCUCAGCCACAUCACCGGGACCUCGAGGAACAUACAGAUGUUCCUGAAGAAUCGAUAUCUGCAGCUGCUGCCGGAUGGCACCGUCAACGGCACCACAGACGUCAACAGUGUUCACACAAUACUACAACGCGCCACCUACAAGGUUGGCCUCCUGACGAUCCAGGGGGUCGCCACCUGCCUCUACCUCUGCAUGGAUGCCUGCGGGUACCAUUACGCACAUAAGGAUCUCUCGGACGACUGCAUGUUCGAGGAAAACAUAGAGGAGAAUAACUACAACACGUACUCGAGGAUACGAGGCGGGAAGAAGACCUACCUAGCGUUAGGGAACAACGGCAAGUCGAGGCGGACGCAGAUCGCGCUCAACCGGCCACUCGGCAACCUCUCGGUGUACGCGCUCACGCUCACCAGGCGGUGGGAGGGCCCAAAGCAGACCCAGUGCCCCGUCCGGCGGCACCGGGGCAAGCUCAAAAGACCCCCACCCUUCCGGACCGAGCAGCGAUGUCAAAUCAGAGUCCAAAAACAGUUGCAAAGACAAAAGCGGAAGCACAAAAAAGUGGUCCACCCCAAAAAGAAACACCGACAUCCGAAGACGCGGAGAAAACACGACGGCACGACGUCGACGACGACGACGGAGAGCUACGACGAGUCGACGAUGUCCACGAUGUCCACGACGACCGACAUGGAGUUUUUUCGGUCACAGACCGCGCAGUAGGCGGUCGUCCGAGCGUGAGCUCGCUCCUCGCGGUGGGGGCAGCCGUCGCGAUCGCACGCUAGCACGGUUCCACGCCCGCCUGGGGGUAGCGCCGACGACAACGCAACGCCAAAACCAAUGCGUCCUACAUCACAUAUUCUCAGGCAGAUCUCUGCUUCAGAUGUCACCCGAAUUUCAUUAUAGUCAGCCUACAGGACGAAUCCGGUUCCUUAAUGUGACAUGUUGUCGCAAAAAGGUGAAGCAUUCAUUAUAAACCGCUGAAUGAGCACUCAGUACUGAGCUAUUAUCUCGUUGGUUUUGGUGGUGCGUAUUCUAUGGUUUUUCACCCUAUCUGUAUCAUUCCUUCUCAGGCACGCACCUUCACUGCAGCGCAAAAACGAGAUUCAACGUCUCAUGUUAAAGAAUGCUCAUUAAUUGUCACUUUUGGACGUUUUUGUUGUGGUUGACGGUGCCGCUGCCUCUCCGUAAGAGAAUCUCUUCGGACAGCAAGUGAUUGGAGACGUGUAAGCUCUCUUAGAUAAAUUAUCCCGCUUUGGAAAUCUUUGAAUUAUACUAAAAUUUAAUACCAGUUACUCGUUGUUUAGGUAGCCGUUUUACGAUUCUUACUUUCUUUAGUGUAGUGUAACUUAAAUACUCAAUUAGGAGUCGUAUGAACGGCCAGGAUGUUGAACUUUAAUAAGAUGUUUACCAAAGCUACUGAAAUUAUCUAUCUCAAUUUAUAUUCCUAGUUCGCUUUAACACUUAGGUUUAUCGGCAAGAUUCCAAUUGUGUUAGUUACUGUUAUCGUGAAAUUAUUAAUAUAUCGUAAUUUAAUUUGACAAUGAGUUGAAACCUGUAUCGACGGAAUCGGGGCUUGGAACCGUGCUGAAGGGUUAGUGGCUUUCGCUGCUGGUGUUUAUUUGAUUAACACUAUGUUUAUAUACUGAUUAUUAGAUCUACCUACAUCUUAAUAGGAUAGUCGGAAACUAGCUAUUCCUAUUUAUUUAGCCACUUUGUGUAUAACUUUCGAAUAUAACAAAUCCAAGUAUCGGUCGCGGUAGUUUAUCAUGAUCUAGUGCCCUCUAAAUUACACCUUUUAAGAUCCCGCUAAGUAUUGAUCGGGUUCUAUAAACCUUAUAAGCUAAAUGGACGAUACCCGCUGUUCAUUCGUAAACGAUCACCAAUUUAAUCCAACAGCUGAGUGUGGCGAUACGACCUAAUGUAGUUUAUGAGAGUUGUAUCUAGGUGAGGUUAGGUUGAGUAUUUUCCAUCGGAAAAAUCAAAUUUGUCGCGCUACAUCUUCCCGGACUUUAAGAUUUCUAUUUAAUUAAGCCGAAGAGAUUGUUUAAUGGACAUCAUAGUGUCCGUUACAUACGAAAACACACUUAUCGUGGAUCUUAAACGCUCGUAAUCAGCCAGUUUACAAAGUGCUUUCGAAAACCGUAUUCAAAUUAAGCAAUUAUCAUUUUAAUUCCGAAUCGUCUAAGAACACGGCUUUUAACAGAAAUUUGUGGUAUUUUAACGCGGGUUUUUAAUAAAUUUGCAUGUUUGUAAAGAUAAACUUUGUUUAGCGUAGUGGCAAAAACGCCGCAUGUCAAUAUUUUAUUUCUAGUGGUUGACUUUUGAGUUAUUUAUUAAAAUGAUUCGAAACCCGAAUUGUUUAACUGUUUGUAUGUAAAUUUAAACGGGUCCUAUGAUACAGGACAGUUUUGACAAAAGGUCUCUGACUAUCCCAUUAGAUAGGUGUAGGUAUAGGUACAGUCAGCGUCAGUAGUAACGGAUGAAAAACGCACCAAAAGUAUCUGCCACCCUGAAAUAAAUACAUAAUAAUAAUUAAUAAAUAUAUGCUGAAUAGAUAUCCCUUUUUGUUAAAUUAUUAGAGAAUACUUAGUAGAUCGCUUAGAUGCGUAGUGUGAUCGACUACUUUAGAUGCUGACUGUGCAAUCGUAUUCGUUUAGACUAAAUAAACAUCACCAGCACGAGUUAGGUAUUUGUACUUAGAUGGGCGUGGUGACGUGUAAUUUCAUAAGAAAUUGACUGAAAUUUUGGACUGAGUAAAGUAGGUGUCGGUCUAGGCUAUGGUAGUGUAAAGGGACGUGCGAUCGGACGGCUUGCUUCUAAAGCUGGCUCCACAUAUGUCUCUGUACGAGGGAAUCCGUGUCUUUUUAAAUAAUGAUAAUAAAUGCGACGCAGAAAACAAAUCGACUAAUAAUAGCAAAUAAUGACACGUAUGUGGACACAGCCUAACAAUAAGUCGGAUCGGUUGAGGCGAGCGGGCUCGCGGCUUGCGAUUGUAAAAUACUUCGAGAUAAUACAUAUAAUUGUGGCCAGCGGAAGUGAAUUGACACCUCGUAAUGUUGGCCAAUAUGGGUGGAUAGACUAGUUUCUCUAGUCUCGUUAUGACCAUAGAGUAUGUAACCGUGCAGCAGAUUCCCUAGCAUAAUAUUUUUAUCGUACAUUUGUUUUAUGUCCGUGAUAAAAUAUAUGCGCUAAACUUUUUAUCACGCUCUCGUUCACGCUCGCCUCGACCAUCCAAGUAGUGAUAAACAUUAACAAAAAAUGUGACUAUUAGUAGUUAUAAAACUUGUAUCUAAUGUGUAAAUUAUUUAUUUUAUUUUUCAUAGAGAAAGUCGUAUUUUGUUAACGUUUUAGUUGAUGUUUUUUAUUCUCUCCCUUAGUUCCAACCGAUGUAGAUAUGUAGGAUUUCAUACGCUUGUACUUUAGUGAGCCAAUGUUACUUGUAUUAUAUUUGUCCGUUUGUGACAAUACGUGCUUUGUAUGGUGUGUGGACGCAAAUAUUGUGAUGAAAUGGAUUGUAACAGGUACGCGACUACAGACGUAUAACCGAAAGGAGUCGUAAGUCGGGCCAUUUUAGAAAUUGUGACUUCUGUUGUGAUAUUAAUAAAAAUACUCUGCAUUUGUUUUGUCUUACUCUCUUCAUAUCGUCUGCAAAUAAAAACUUAAGUUUCACCUCACCAUACACUUGUAUGGCGAUUUAGGAACACAAAACGCUUAUGCCUACAACCUCAGAUGACUUGUUUCGAUUAUACGUCUUUCUUUUCCCCCUUAGCGCAGUCCUUCACAAAGACUCCAUACUGAGUAUAUCGCAAUGCUAACUAACAGUCACUUUUCCGAAGAUAGAAACAAAUGCGAUAAACUCGGCAUGCUAGAUCUUCGUAAGAGUACCUACCACUGAACGUCGUCGACGAUUCAUUUGUUUGAUGAAAUUCAAAUGAUCCCCCGAAUACAUAUAAUGUACGUCAAUUUUUAACUCACUGCCUUUUUUAAUAUGAUACUUAGAUUUUGAUACAUUGGAGUAAAAAUGAGACCCAAAUAUAAAGUAAUUUAAUGAAAACGUUAGUAAGGUAAGGUAAAAACAAAGGCCCAAUAAUGACUCCAGUUUUUACUCCAAUGUAGAGUGGCCUCUUCAAACGUCACCGAUAAUCGCAUGCGAUUUGCUAUACAUUGCGGCAUUUGAUCGAUAAAUUGAAUUCUUUGCACCUGCAUAGGCGGAAAUUUAAAAAAAUCUCAUGCCCUUUGGUGUACCGUUUGUAGAAGCCUUAAAUAACGUCGGAUCUGUAAAUAUGAUAUACUGAGGGUAUUUGGAUGUUCGCGUUUUGAAACGAAACUACCGCAGAACCAAUUAUAUUUUUAAUUGUACAUAGUUAUGUUUAACUUAUAUCGCGAACGACGUUCACUUACAAGUUAUGUGAAUAUAUUUGCAAGCUUUACGUAUGUAUGUUCAAAAGAUAUUUUGAAAUUAUUUAUGUAUUGUAUAUUGUAUAAUAUUUUAAGCGACAGCGAAAACGACAUUAAAUCUGGAACUAUAAACUAAGCAUUUACUCUACAUUUAAAAAAAAACUACUAGUGUUGUGCACGUACCGAUUUCUUGUCUUUUUCGAGAAUAAAUUAUUCGAUUAUCGGGUUUCGAUUGACUUGUUGUUGUAUUAGUACCAAUCGAUCUUUACUUUAGUGUAGAAACAGUAUUUUGGUAUUGUAAAACGGCUCUGUUGGGUUGCAGUAUGUAGCUCCGUAGUCUUUGUAUGUAAAUUUCAUUGUAAGAAUUCAAUAUAGUGAUUACCUCCUUGGAUCACUGGGUUAUUUAUUUUCUUAUACAGGACGAAUAAUAAUGCUGGAUCUUGAAUUUAUAUUUUUAUAUAAAAAAUUACAUUACUUCUCAUAAUAAGAAAGAUAGAACAAAAUCAUGUUAUAGGUACUCUGGCAAACCCACUUUGACAGUAGAAAAAGGAGUGAAAUUCAAAUUUUCUAUAGGAGGACAACUCUUCGCGCCUACAUUUUUAAAUUUGCCGCGUUUUUCUACUGACGGAAAUGGCUUGCCAGACUAUAUUAUCAGACUACUUAAAUAUUUGUAUUAUUCUUCAGCCUGUAUAGUUUAUGUGCAGUUUAGAAAAAUGGUUGAUUAUUUACUGAAUUUAUAAACUGCGCUACGCACAUGUGCCAUAAAAUAGAUAUAGCCCGAAUGGGCCAUUCCUACCGAUCCAUAGACAAUAUGCAUUAACAAUAAAAAGGUUAAGCUCAGAGACAUCUAGCGAGGAACUAAGACAACUUUAAAUGCAUCACUAUUUAUUUAAAACAAUAUAAUAUGAAAUUAAAUAUAAGAACAAGAGGAGUCAAACAGUAUUACUUAAUUAAUUUCGAUAACUUUACAAUAAUUAUUAAUGAGAAUUCAUGUUUGCCAAGUGCAUUUAAAAAUCUUGCAAAUUGAAAUGUGUUAAUAAAAUAUACUUCGUAUAAAUUUCAAUGUUGGACAAUUAGAAUGUUGCGGUAGAAUUUUUAAACCUUUAUACGUAGUUCAACCAAAAGAUUGAUCGAAACUUUUAGACAAUAACUUUUUACAAUCACUUAUACCGACAAAUAAAUAAAAACGAUUCUAUAAAGA